Molecule: messenger RNA, 369 nt
Organism: Ostertagia ostertagi
Lineage: Eukaryota; Metazoa; Nematoda; Chromadorea; Rhabditida; Trichostrongylidae
Source: the annotation of a GenBank genome assembly
AUGAUGCUGUUGUUGCUGGGAUCCAUGCUGCAACAAAAGCGCGACACCACGUUUCUGCCUGGAGGUUACUCCUCCUUCAUUACCAAAGAAGGACAGAAACUUUUUGGUAAAAAGGUGGUUCUGCUUUAUGAAAAGAAGUUUGGGUUAUGCCCGUAUUACAAUAACUCCGACCCCAAUCAACCAGUCAAUGGAGGACUACCUCAGAAUGCCUCACUGCACAACCAUUUACAUCAGGUCGUUAAAGAUAUUCUGACAACAAUUCCCGAUCAGUGGUUUGAUGGACUCGCUGUAAUUGAUUUAGAAGAAUGGCGCCCGCUCUACGACAUGAACUGGGAAGACAAAGAAGUGGGUUCUGCUGAUAUCGCUCAU